Lytechinus variegatus (green sea urchin) is the source of this 1605-nucleotide messenger RNA. Its product is annotated as ras-related protein M-Ras-like. Bases 525 to 1118 code for a protein of 197 amino acids. Gene Ontology annotation, molecular function: GDP binding; GTP binding; GTPase activity. The record is from RefSeq and is a predicted model, not a curated record. Gene Ontology annotation, cellular component: plasma membrane. Lineage: Eukaryota; Metazoa; Echinodermata; Echinoidea; Temnopleuroida; Toxopneustidae. Gene Ontology annotation, biological process: signal transduction. The transcript has 6 exons.
GAUGAUCGAUAUUGUCGAAGAUCACUGCUCAGUGAAAAGAGCUCUGGCUGAAAUCUGGCCGGCCCAGAAUUUCUAGGCCUACAACUCUAACGUUAGUUCUACAUUUUCUGUCCAGUGAAGUAUCGGGGCUGAUAUUCAGGAGAAACGGAACAUGGAGAGGAUGUAAAACCCACAUACCAGUACAUACAUGUAUAAAAGUCAGUGAAGAACUGCAUCAUCCUUGAAGAUAUCACCCCAGAGUUCUGAUUGCUGAGACCAUGUACAUGAUGAUGGUGAUGAUAAAAAGGACCAGCUAAGAUGGUAAAGUGAGUGGUUUAUCAAGACCCCGACAGACUUCAAACUCCAUAGUGGAGGGCCGUGAUGGUGGCAAGCAACAGUCAUAUUAAAAGCAGCUACCAUCUCACAUACAAGACCGGAGUGAUGCUGUCAUUUGGCUAGUCCUCAGAGGAACGCCGAUCGUGCUUAGAGGUGGGAUAAAGUACAUGUAAAUCUUUGUCCAGUCGGGAGAGGAAUAGGAGUCCAUAAUGACGACGUUAUCAGACAUUUCACGCGAGAACCUGACCACGUACAAGCUGGUGGUGGUCGGGGAUGGAGGCGUGGGCAAGAGCGCCAUCACAAUUCAGUUCUUCCAAAAACUCUUUGUAGCGGACUACGAUCCAACCAUUGAGGAUUCUUAUAUUCAGCACACCGAGAUCGAUGGGGAUUGGUGUAUUUUAGAUGUGUUGGAUACAGCUGGCCAGGAGGAAUUUUCAGCAAUGAGAGAGCAAUACAUGAGGACGGGUGACGGCUUUCUUCUGGUUUAUUCAGUCACCGAUAGAGCAAGCUACGAGAACAUGAAAGCUUUCCAUACUCAGAUACUCAGAGUCAAAGACAAAGAUUCAUAUCCAAUGAUCCUGGUCGCCAACAAAGUUGACCUCGUCCAUCAGAGGAAAGUCACAGAGGAAGAAGGAAAGAACGUAGCUGCCGAACUAGGGCAUAUUCCAUAUAUUGAAACAAGUGCAAAAGAUCCUCCUAAGAACAUUGACGCAGCCUUCCAUGAAGUAGUAAGAGUUAUCAGGAGACAGCCUGUAGAAUCAAAGAAGAAACGCAGAAGUGGCUCCACUUGUGUUCUAUUGUGACAUGGUUGUCAAGCUGGCAGCCAAUGGACUUGUGAAGGAGAAAGUUUCUUUUUGUUGUAAGUCUGAUACCAGAUGACAAAAUCUCCAAUGUCAUUAUUGAUUGAUGAAGCGCAUGCAAGAAAAGGCACAAUUGUUGAGGAACUGGAUGGCCUCGGAUAUGUUGUGUCUAAAUAACUGAUCAGUUAAACCCCAGGAUCGGAGGUUGUGUCAUGUUAAGUUACAACUCGGUAGGUUCAAAACCUGAAUCCUGCUUUACAUGUUACUUAAACUGUGGCUUUGAUUUAGCUUUGGAUAGCCAAACAUGGCACCAAUAUCUAACAGUAAAUGUUCAAUAUACCACCUCAUAUUACACUUAUUCAAUCAAGAAUUCUAUGAACGAUAACAAGGACAGUCCUUUCACCAUUUCAAACAUGAAUAGUACAGUUUUGAAGUGUUUGAGUAGGCAGGGCUUACAUGACAGGUGAAUGAAAAAAAAACUUGAGAAUAA